Puma concolor (puma) is the source of this 783-nucleotide messenger RNA. It is a transcript of the gene UPK1B, whose product is annotated as uroplakin 1B. The record is from RefSeq and is a predicted model, not a curated record. Lineage: Eukaryota; Metazoa; Chordata; Mammalia; Carnivora; Felidae. Gene Ontology annotation, cellular component: membrane.
AUGGCCAAAGAUGACUCCACUGCUCGUUGCUUCCAGGGCCUGCUGAUUUUUGGAAAUGUGAUUGUUGGUAUGUGCGGCAUCGCCCUGACUGCAGAGUGCAUCUUCUUUGUAUCCGACCAGCAUAGCCUCUACCCGCUGCUCGAAGCCACUGACAAUGAUGACAUCUAUGGGGCAGCCUGGAUUGGCAUGUUUGUUGGCAUCUGCCUCUUCUGCCUGUCCGUUCUAGGCAUUGUAGGCAUCAUGAAGUCCAACAGGAAAAUUCUGCUGGCGUAUUUCAUUCUGAUGUUUAUCGUAUAUGGCUUUGAAGUGGCAUCUUGUAUCACAGCAGCAACACAACGAGACUUUUUCACGCCCAACCUCUUCCUGAAGCAGAUGCUGGAGAGGUACCAAAAUAAUAGCCCUCCAAACAAUGACGACCAAUGGAAAAACAAUGGAGUCACCAAGACCUGGGACAGACUCAUGCUCCAGGACAAUUGCUGUGGUGUAAAUGGUCCAUCAGACUGGCAGAAAUAUACGUCUGCCUUCCGGACCGAGAAUAAUGAUGCCGACUAUCCCUGGCCUCGUCAGUGCUGUGUGAUGGACAGUCUUAAAAAACCUCUCAACCUGGAGGCCUGCAAGCUAGGAGUGCCUGGUUACUACCACAAGCAGGGCUGCUACGAACUCAUCUCUGGACCGAUGAACAGACAUGCCUGGGGGGUCGCCUGGUUUGGAUUUGCCAUUCUCUGCUGGACUUUUUGGGUUCUCCUGGGUACCAUGUUCUACUGGAGCAGAAUCGAAUAUUAA